UUGGAGGCAAACAAAACAGAUUGGUGAAAAAUUUGCUUUUGUUGACGCCACAAAUCUGUGCUGGAGCUAGAAUCGCAGUCGCAAAAAAAAAAAAAAACUCUGUGUUGUCCUCAAUUUUGCCCACCCUGAAAUGGAUUCCGACGUCCCCAGCCGGAACCCGUUGUCCUACUGUCGUUUGUGUUUGUCCCAGGUCAACCUACUAACUGUACUCGACUCGUCCGACGAUGCCAACCAGUCGCCCAUAAAGGAGGUGCUGCAGAAGUUGCACCACUACACGAAGGUCGCCCUGCUGGCCAAGGACUUUCCGUGUGCAAUUUGUGGCGUUUGCAAGACCCAGCUAAACGAGUUCCACGCGUUCCGGCGGAACGUGGUGCGCAACCAUAAUGCGGUCCAAAUCUUCCGACAGACGUUCGGGGAUGAAAUCGAGCGUGCGGAACCGGAAGAAGAGGAGACGUACGUGGAAAUCAUCGAAGAUUCCCAGCAGUUGGCGGAUCUCAUUAGGGAAGAGUACGGUGACACGAUGGAGCUCAAGGAGGUCGAUGUUUAUCACGUGAACGGCGAGCUGCGAACCGUUGUGGUCAAGCCGGAUCCGGAUGCCAAACCACCGCCACCACAGCAGCAGCAGGUUCGCGUCGCACCCAAGAAGACCCAACCAGCUGGCCCGGUUAACAUCCUGAACAAAUCGAAAGGUCAAGCUACGUCCCAACCAACAAGGCAAAACACUCAAAAGACGGUCUUCAAACCUCCCCCGCCAGGAUCUGUCUUCACCGUGUUUAAAUGCGCCAGCUGCCGUGCUGUCUUCCAGAGCCAUGAAAACCUCAUCAUCCACCAGCGCACAGAAAAUCAGUGCAUCACUCAGAAAGUUUUACCACAAUCCGGACCCCGCAAGCCCCCUCAAACCUCCCCACCGAAGAGACCCCUUUCAAAGGCUUCGAUCCCGCCGCAAACGCAAAAACUUCUCUUCAAAUGCGUCAGCUGCUCGAGCAGCUUCGUUCAGGAGGAAAACCUCAAGCAACACCAGAUCACGUGCAAACCCGCCGCACUCUCCCGGCUGGACCUGUCCCAGAUCACAAUCAAGCGGACCAAACUCCAGGAAAACGCGGCCGACCGUAUGCAGUGCGACCACUGCCAGCUGACCUACAAAACCUUGCACAAUCUCAACAAACAUCUGAUCGAGGUGCACAAGGUCAUGCCGAGGCCAACCGAGAAGCAUAUCUGCUCGCUGUGCAACUUGAGCUAUUCAUGUUAUCAGGACCUGCAGCUGCAUAUCCGAGCGCUGCACUCGAUCCGGUGUACGACCUGCGCCGCGGACAACCGCCAGUGCUCGCACAAACCGCCCGCCGCCGCCGCCGUCGGGAAUGGCGUCGGUAUGGUCAAUAAAGCGACCACCUGAGGGCGCCGUGGUUGAUGGAAGAUGGGCGUUUUUCCAACAUUGGAAAUGGUAGAGAAAGCCCUGCUAACGUAUCCGGUAAAUAUUGUAUUGCAGUUGUAAUUGUAAUUGUAGUUGUAGGGUGUAAGAGCGGGGGAUCUAUCUGCGAUAAACGCAACCCUUAGGCGCCUGGGGUGGUCCUGUUGUCCUCCGGUUGGAAUUAGGAGAUGCGUGCUAUGGCGCAUCGCUCCCCGCAAUAUAUUGUAGUUGUAAGCAAAUCUCAUAAACAUGCAAUCCGACAUCAAUUGAGGUGUCGUCGCCAACAGCCAGGUUGGCGCUAUUAUAAAUAAAUUUGAACUCAUGACACCGUAAAA
This is a messenger RNA of Culex pipiens pallens (northern house mosquito), 1743 nucleotides long. RefSeq lists its product as uncharacterized. Bases 131 to 1393 code for a protein of 420 amino acids. The record is from RefSeq and is a predicted model, not a curated record. The transcript has 2 exons. Gene Ontology annotation, cellular component: nucleus. Gene Ontology annotation, biological process: regulation of DNA-templated transcription. Gene Ontology annotation, molecular function: zinc ion binding; DNA-binding transcription factor activity, RNA polymerase II-specific; RNA polymerase II cis-regulatory region sequence-specific DNA binding. NCBI's taxonomy places the organism in Eukaryota, Metazoa, Arthropoda, Insecta, Diptera, Culicidae.